Messenger RNA from Eutrema salsugineum, 888 nucleotides. RefSeq lists its product as uncharacterized. Lineage: Eukaryota; Viridiplantae; Streptophyta; Magnoliopsida; Brassicales; Brassicaceae. The transcript has a single exon. The coding region runs from base 1 to 888 and encodes 295 amino acids. The record is from RefSeq and is a predicted model, not a curated record.
AUGCUUCAACACAAGACUAUGCUAGUUGAUUUUCUAAGGUGUGUGGUUCGUGAUGGAAAAACUGCAUCGUUCUGGUUUGACUAUUGGACGGAUUUGGGACCGCUUCACACUAUAUUCGGAGCCACUGGUACUCGUCAGCUCCGCCUUCGCAUCUCUGCCUCUGUCGCUUGUGCAACCCGCAAUGAUGGUUGGCAUUUGCCAAAUGCUAGAUCCCAGGAUGCCCAGACUCUUCAGAUUGUUCUCAGUACCGUCACGCCGCCUAAUCCUGAUAACGGACCCGAUUUUUAUCUUUGGCAUGGCGCUUCUGGCUCUUAUGUGAACCAUUUCUCAUCGAGAGCUACCUGGAAUCACAUAAGGAUCACUUCUCCAACGGUUUCUUGGCAUAAAACCGUCUGGUUCAAGGAACAAAUUCCUCGAUGCUCGUUCAUCUCCUGGCUGGCAAUGCUGCAUCGCUUGCCUACCAAGGAUCGCUUACUUCGGUGGGGCGUAAAUGUGGACGGAUCUUGCGUCCUCUGUAACUCGGCUUUGGAAAAUCAUGAUCACCUAUUUUUCCAUUGUCCUUUUUCCUCGGAGAUAUGGUUGUUCUUCUCGCGCAGAUUGUGGAAUGGGUCUCCGCAGGGUCUUCACGCUGUUGCGGAUUGGGUUGGUCACCGUUCUAGCUCCGGAGCAGCAGGCACUCAGGUCAUUACAAAGCUUGUGUUCCAGGCGGUUCUGUACUCGGUUUGGAGGGAGCGCAACGCCAGGAUCUUCUCCGCCACUUCUUCCCCGGUUUUGGUCGUUCAUGCGGCCGUCGACAGGAUGAUAAGGGACCGGCUCCUUUCUUUUCCAGCCAGGAGCCUCUCUUAUCCUUCUUUGCUCGAGCUUUAUUUUAGUCUCCUUGUUCCCUAA